AUCUAUUUUCUUUCAAUGUUUAUUUUUAACAGGAUAAAUUAUCAUGUAUUGAGCAAAUCUAACAUACGUGUUCUCACAACCAUAUAGUGUAAAUUAAGAAAUUCAAUGUGUACAUCGAGAUAUAAUAUCUAGGUACUUUCCAAACCAAAUACGAUAAUGGCAGUUUCUUUACCGAUAGCUCCCGCCAAAAUAACCACCACAAAACCCAUCAUCAUAAUAACAGAAUUCCCUACCAACCCAAAAACCCUACUCUUACAAAAAUGCAAAACUAUAAAGGACCUCAAUCAAAUCCAUGCCCAUCUCAUCAAAACCCGGAUCCUCAACGACCCGUUGGUGGCCGAAAACUUUCUCGAAUCAGCAGCGAUCAUCAUUCGCAAUCAACCCAUAGACUAUGCCAUUUCAGUUUUCGGAAACUUAACUGACCCGAAUACGUCUGCAUACAAUGUCAUUAUCAGGGGACUUACUUUAAAGAAAAUGUAUCAAGAAGCUAUUCUUAUGUUCAAGAAAAUGAUGGAAAACAAUGUGGAAGUUGAUGAGUUUACGUUUUCGGGUGUUUUGAAAGCGUGUUCAAGAUUAAAGGGUUUAGAAGAGGGGAAACAGGUUCAUGGGAAAGUUAUGAAAUUGGGGUUUGGAAGUUGUGGCUUUGUUGAAAAUAGUUUGAUUAACAUGUAUGGGAAUUGUGGGCAAGUUGGGGUUGCACGCAAGGUGUUUGAUGAAAUGUCUGACCGAGAUGUUUAUGCGUGGAAUGCGUUGUUUGCUGGGUAUACGAAGAGCGGGUGUUGGAAAGAGGCUGUUGAUUUGUUUUGGUAUAUGUUGGAAGUUGGUGCGAGGUUUGACGAAGUUACGUUGGUUAGUGUUUUGACUGCGUGUGGGAGAGUUGGUUGUUUGGAGUUGGGGGAAUGGAUUGGGAAGUAUGUAGAGGAAAAUGGGUUAAAUGGGAAUAUUACUUUGGUUACUGCUCUUGUUGAUAUGUAUGCGAAGUGUGGGCAUGUGGAUACUGCACGGAGUUUGUUUGAUCGGAUGUUGCGUAAGGAUGUGGUUGCUUGGAGUGCAAUGAUAUCUGGUUACAACCAAGCGAAUAGAUGCAAGGAAGCACUUUCUUUGUUCCAUGAUAUGCAAAAGGCUGAUGUGGAGCCGAAUGAGGUCACUAUGGUUAGUGUGCUUUCUUCGUGUGCCGAACUUGGAGCUUUAGCAACGGGUAAAUGGGUUCAUUUCUAUAUAAAGAAGAAGAAAUUGCCACUCACGGUAACACUUGGAACUGCUUUAUUAGUUUUCUAUGCAAAAUGUGGCUCUAUCGAGAAUUUGGUUGAAGUCUUUGAAAAGAUGCCUAGUAAAAAUGUUUUAUCAUGGACUGUUCUCAUUCAAGGUCUUGCAAGCAACGGCCAAGGAAAAACAGCACUUAAGUACUUUGACCUGAUGCUAGCAAAACAUAUAAAACCAAAUGAUGUCACUUUCAUUGGCGUUCUAUGUGCUUGCAGUCAUGCGGGUCUGGUUGACAAGGGGCGUGCUUUGUUUGUGAGCAUGACUCGUGAUUUUAAUAUAGAACCGAGAAUUGAACAUUAUGGUUGCAUGGUUGAUAUACUUGGGAGAGCAGGAUUGAUUGAGGAUGCAUAUCAAUUUAUACAGAACAUGCCUAUAAAACCUAAUGCAGUUAUCUGGAGAACAUUGUUGGCAUCAUGCAAAGUUCACAAGAAUGUUAGAAUCGGGGAAGAAUCACUAAAGUAUAUAACGAGUUUGGAACCUGCUCAUAGUGGGGAUUAUUUACUUCUAUCUGGUUUAUAUGCAUCUGUUGGUCGGUUGAAAGAUGCAGUUAGGGUUAGAAGUGAGAUGAAAGAAAAGGGAAUCAAAAAGACUCCCGGUUGUAGCUCAAUUGAGGUAAAUGGGCUCAUCCACGAGUUCUUUUCUGAAGAUAAUGCACACCCAGAGUCUAAUGAAAUUUACGCAGCAACUGAAAAGAUGAUGCAAAAGAUUAAGAUGGCUGGCUAUGUACCGAAUAUAUCAGAGGCAAGAUUGGAGGCAGAAGAUUAUGAUAAGGAAAUAUCGAUCUCUCAUCAUAGUGAGAAGUUGGCGAUUGCUUUUGGCCUAAUUAAGACUCUUGAUGGUACCCCUAUUAGAAUAUCCAAAAAUCUCAGGGUAUGUACUGAUUGCCACGAUGCAACAAAGAUGAUUUCAAAAGUUUACAAUAGAGAAUUCAUUGUUAGGGAUCGCACUCGCUUUCACCAUUUUAAAGAUGGAUCAUGUUCCUGCAAUGAUUAUUGGUGAACCUAUGACACUUCAUCUCAUAGUGCACCUUGUUAUAUGAAUGAACCCGAAGAAUUUGAUUUUUGUAGGAUA
Erigeron canadensis is the source of this 2334-nucleotide messenger RNA. RefSeq names its product pentatricopeptide repeat-containing protein At1g08070, chloroplastic-like. The record is from RefSeq and is a predicted model, not a curated record. Gene Ontology annotation, biological process: RNA modification. Bases 157 to 2262 code for a protein of 701 amino acids. The transcript has a single exon. Lineage: Eukaryota; Viridiplantae; Streptophyta; Magnoliopsida; Asterales; Asteraceae. Gene Ontology annotation, molecular function: RNA binding; protein binding; zinc ion binding.